AUGGCCAAUAAUGCAUUGUCGCCUGGUGGUAACAGGGAAAUUCUAAGAAAGAGUAGCAACAGAGACAAACCCGGAGGAAAUGAAAACAAAAAGAGGACGGAAAACCAAAGAGACGGAACAAGGUCAGUACAACAGAAUGCAACUAGCCCCGCAGCAUUCACUGUUCGCCACUCGGAGGAAUUCGAAUUCUAUCCUCACUCAUUGAGGCGAUAG
Nezara viridula (southern green stink bug) is the source of this 213-nucleotide messenger RNA. The record is from the annotation of a GenBank genome assembly. NCBI's taxonomy places the organism in Eukaryota, Metazoa, Arthropoda, Insecta, Hemiptera, Pentatomidae.